GUGGCUAGAAGUGAGUGCAGGGGACGAAGAAGAAGAUAGAAAAAUGUUUGAACACAUAACGGCAAAUGAAAUAGCAGGAUAUACGGUAGGAGCUCUUCUGCUUUCCGCUACCAUUUCUGCCCCAAAAAUUGACUCCUUCAUUUCUUCUUCCCAGCGCAGCUCUUUGGGGAUGUGCAAGAAAUGUGGGGACUUGAAGCGGAUAGCAUGCACCGGGUGCAGGGGCUCUGGAUUGAUUAAAGAAGGAGGGCCAUUCAGUUUGAUUCCUGUGAUUGAUGAUUCUCCGUCAUUUGGGGUUAAAUCAAAAUCAAAAUCAAAACCGCCAAGAUCUUCUUCUUGCACCAAAUGUCAAGGUAGAGGACACUUUUCUUGUCCCGAGUGCUCUAACUUGGUGUUGAGAACUGGUAUUGAAGCGAAUGAUUUAUAAAGAACGAAAAAAUAAGGAAAUGAACCGACCCUCUCUUUUCCUUUUUCUCAUUAUUUUUGUGGGUUUGUAUACUUGUAUGACUACGAUGGAUUAAAACCGGAUUAUAGCUAUGUAAUAUACAACUUUUUUAAUCAAAUCAUGAUUUAAUUGGUUAUUUGUAA
Molecule: messenger RNA, 585 nt
Organism: Olea europaea var. sylvestris
Lineage: Eukaryota; Viridiplantae; Streptophyta; Magnoliopsida; Lamiales; Oleaceae
Exons: 2
Coding region: 44-424 (126 amino acids)
Source: RefSeq, a predicted model, not a curated record